AGAACAGCUGUAGUCGUAAGAAAAUUCCACACACACUGACACACUUCAGACACUUUGUUCAGGAAAAUAUUUUGUAAUUAAUUGGGAUUAUAAUUGUGGUGUUGCUUAACUUUACAGAAUGAGCAAGGAAAUUAGUUUAGCCGAGGUCAAAAAGCACAACAAGUCGGAAGAUUUGUGGGUAGUGAUUGAGGACAAGGUUUACGAUCUGACCAAGUUUCUGCAUGAGCAUCCUGGCGGAGAGGACUCGCUUAUAUCUGUUGCUGGUCGCAAUGGGACACGGGAAUUCGUCGAUGUGGGCCACAGCCAGGAGGCUCGUGAGAUUAUGAAGAAAUUUCUAAUUGGCAAUUUGGCAGCCAGCGACAUUAAAAAGCCAUCGGUCGGUGGAGGAAAAUGAGUAUGAGCAUGAGCAUGAGCAUGAGCAUGAGAUUUCAGCUAACUUCAUUAUGAGCAAUCAGAGCAUCAUCAUCGUCAUCAUUGAUUGGCAGCGUCAUCUAAUUAGCACAUUUCAGAAGGCGAAACGAUUCCACUUGAUUCUGUGAUUCAAUAUGCGCAGUGUAUAUUUUGUAUGAUUGCUAGUUGGAAACUGAUUGCAUUUAAUAUCCCAUAAGAGUUAUAAACGACUAGGAUGUCGCCCAAUAAGAUGUACUGAAAACUAUCUGAGAAUACUGUUCAUCCAAUAAGAUUCACCAAGGGGAAUCUAGCUUAUUUCCCUUAACAAACUACUGCCGCCAUAUGGCAGUCAAAAGGGAAGAAAGCUGAAGUCAAGGAGCUCAAAUUGGAAUCAAGUUCGAAUCGCAUUCGCAAUGUCGUGCUUAUAGCAUGACUUAAAUAAUUGGAUAGUCGUCUACACACAUUACAUACAUGUAUAUAGGUAUCUGCAUAUGUAUAUAUAUAUUCCUAUAUUAUUUCUUCAAGCUUCCAAUCAUUCGCUAGCACCAAAGUUCAAUUCUACAAAAGUUAAGCACACCUCAAAGCAAAUUACAAAAAAAUAAAAAAUAAAA
Molecule: messenger RNA, 1001 nt
Organism: Drosophila hydei
Lineage: Eukaryota; Metazoa; Arthropoda; Insecta; Diptera; Drosophilidae
Product: probable cytochrome b5 2
Exons: 4
Coding region: 119-394 (91 amino acids)
Cellular component (GO): membrane; intracellular membrane-bounded organelle
Molecular function (GO): heme binding
Source: RefSeq, a predicted model, not a curated record